Maniola jurtina (meadow brown) is the source of this 1152-nucleotide messenger RNA. RefSeq names its product tRNA (adenine(58)-N(1))-methyltransferase catalytic subunit TRMT61A (gene Trmt61). Gene Ontology annotation, biological process: tRNA methylation. Bases 79 to 1044 code for a protein of 321 amino acids. Gene Ontology annotation, cellular component: tRNA (m1A) methyltransferase complex; nucleus. Lineage: Eukaryota; Metazoa; Arthropoda; Insecta; Lepidoptera; Nymphalidae. The transcript is spliced from 7 exons. The record is from RefSeq and is a predicted model, not a curated record.
UUUAUGAACGUCAAAACCACAUGUAAAUAUUUACAAUUUACAAAUUGUUGAUCGCUUCUAAAAAAAUUACUAAUUAAAAUGAGUUUUAGAAAUUAUAAAGAAAAGAUUGAUGAAGGUGAUACAGUAAUUCUUUAUCUAAGCAACAAUCUCCAUGCUAUAGAAGUCAGACCGGAAAUUAAAAACAAAAAAGGUGAAAUGGUAGAAAAUGUUUACCAAACUACUUUUGGUGCACUUAAGGUUAGAAAUCUUAUAGGAUCAGACUAUGGCAGCAGAGUUGAGCUAUCUAAAGGCUGGGGUCAUGUACUGCAACCAACACCAGAGCUCUGGUCGCUGACUUUACCUCAUCGGACACAAAUCAUUUACACUCCGGACAUUAGUAUGAUACUUCUGCAGCUUGACUUGGUUCCUGGAUGCAUUGUUGUAGAAGCUGGUACAGGCAGCGGGUCGCUAACGCAUGCUCUCAUUCGCCGCGUACGACCACACGGGCAUGUCCAUACAUUCGAUUUUCAUGACCAUAGAGCAAAAGUUGCGCAAGAAGAAUUUGAGGAGCAUGGACUUGCAGAAUUUGUCACGGCUCGCCACAGAGACGUUCUCGAAGAUGGCUUUGGAGACGAGCUUAACGGGAAAGCAGACGCAGUAUUCUUAGACUUGCCCAAACCUUGGGCUGGCAUACCUCAUGCUGUAACUGCUAUUAAAGAUGAUGGAGGUCGCUUCUGCUCAUUCUCGCCAUGUAUAGAACAAGUGCAGCGAACAUGUUUGGCGCUCGAACAGCACGGCUUUCAAGACAUCAGCACCAUGGAAGUGCUGCAGAGUGAAUUGAAAGUCAGCAGAAGAACGGUGCCAGUAAGGGAUCUUUCAUUUCUGAAACACAAGGAAUCAAAAAACCCGGUGGAGGAGAAACCAAGCAGUGAAAAGAGUUACGUGGUAGGAGCAUGGCCUGCCAGCACUCCGGGACACACUGGCUACCUCACUGUCGCCACUCUACCACCAAGUUUUACACGAAGUGAGAAAAACAAAACCGAUAAAAUCGGAAAAUUCGAAUGAAACCCCCAAUGGAGAAGACAUGAAGAGUAAUAUAGAAGAGACAAUGUCUGUAGACGAAAAUAACUUGUAAAUAAUUUUAUCAUGGAAAUAAAUUUUAAUAAUAACUGA